CCUGUCAAAUUAUGCAGAGGUCCAAGAUGGCUGCUUGUCGUAACAUAUUUUGCGGAAGGAUGCUCUCCUGUUUGUUGCUGUUUUCCUUCGUUUUCUCCGCCGUUUCAGACGGCAGCAAGCUCGCAUCCGUUCGGUACGAUGAAGCCGCCAAGACGUACCAAAUCACCGACAAGCUGGACCCCAGCGCCGCCGCCUGGGCCAACUUUACGGACAGAAUAUCUUCAACCGGAUGGUCAUUCCUGACCGUGACCACCAAUGAGAAGUACGAUGACAGCGUACAGGCGUACGCGGCAGGCCUGGUGGAGGGUUACCUCACGCGGGACCUCAUGUACAACCACUGGCUCAACACAGUGGGUGCAGCCUUCUGCAGCAGCAGGAGUGCAUUCUGUAAGAACCUGGAGAGUUUCCUGAAAACCAACCUGGCCUGGAUGCAGGAACAGAUACAGGCCAGUGGGGACACAGACGACUACUGGCACCAGGUUAAGCUGACUCUGCAGCAGUUGUCAGGUCUGGAUGACGGGUACAACGAUGAUCCCAGGCAGCCUUCUCUGGACAUCAAUCCUUUUGGCUUCCUGAUUUUCCAGAUCGGUGGAGACAUGGAGGAUUUGCAGGAGGCCCUGAAGGACAAAGACUCUCACCGCGUCCUCGGGUCCGGGUCCUGCUCUGCGCUCGUCAAGCUGUUGCCAGGCAACGCUGACCUGCUGGUGGCACACGACACCUGGGACACCUUCCAGUCCAUGCUGAGGAUCAUCAAGAAGUACCAGUUCCCCUUCAAAUUGGGUGGUGAAGAUAAGAUCCCAGGCCACACCGUUUCCUUCUCCUCCUAUCCUGGAGUUAUCUACUCAGGAGACGACUUCUACAUCACAAGCGCAUCCUUGGUUGCCCAAGAGACGACCAUAGGAAACAGUAACCCUGCCCUAUGGAAGUACGUACAGCCCCAGGGACAGGUGCUGGAGUGGCUGAGGAACAUCGUGGCCAACAGGCUGGCCAACAAGGCCAUGGACUGGGCAACCAUCUUCAAGAAAUAUAACAGUGGCACAUACAAUAACCAAUGGAUGAUAGUGGAUUACAAGACUUUCACGCCCAACAAGGACCUUCCCGAGAAAGGGCUGCUUGUUGUACUCGAACAACUGCCAGGCAUGGUGAUGAUGGAUGAUGUGACAUCAGUCCUGGCCAAGCAGGCUUACUGGCCAAGUUACAACUCACCUUAUUUUGAGAAGAUCUUCAACACCAGCGGUUUGCCCGCCAUGGUUGAGAAGUACGGGGACUGGUUCAGCUACGAGCACACACCGCGGGCAAACAUCUUCAGGAGAGACCACGGGAAGGUCACGGACAUCAGCUCCAUGAUCAAGCUCAUGAGGUACAAUGACUUCCAGAACGACCCCCUGUCCAAGUGCGACUGUACGCCCCCCUACAGUGCAGAGAACGCCAUCUCUGCCAGGUCCGACCUCAAUCCCGCCAACGGAACCUACCCGUUUAGCGCUCUACAGCAUCGCUGUCAUGGCGGCACAGACAUGAAGAUGACGAGCUAUUCCAUGCACGAAAGCCACCAGAUGAUGGCGGUGAGCGGCCCGACACACGAUCAACAGCAGCCCUUCCAGUGGAGCACGUCGGACUACGACAAGCAGUUCUACCAUCUGGGCCAUCCCGACCUCUUCAACUUUGACCCCAUUCAUGUGAUCUGGUUUGACCAAUCAGAUAACUGAGCAGAAAACCACUGGUUAGAUGGUAACGUUAUGGAUUUUUUACCAGCCAAGCUAUCUUGAACUAUAGCAUUCAACUUUAUUCUACUUGCUUGUAACUCGCUGCUGCACUGGCCUCCUUUGCAGACUUCCGGGAGUGCCAGUUUUUUUUUGUGGGGGGGUGGGGGAGACUGCUGAUUCAUAAUUUUCGGAAACAAUGUCCCUCAGCAUUGGGAAACCUGGCCCAUGUUGAAAGCAAUACAUUCUGGCACUCCUAGAAAUCUGCAAAGGAGGCUACUAUCCACACUGAUUUUUGGGGAUUCGUUCAGAUUCUUCAACAAAUUUAAAAGACUUCCACCAAAAAUUGCAUUACCAUGAUGUAACCAUUGGUUUAACACAUGUACAGUCUUUCUGGUCAAUGCCUGCUAAUCUCUUACUGUUUAUGUCAUCAUUGAUAAUGUCAGCAAAAAGCUUCACCUUGUUGAGCUUGUGAUUUUAGCACAGACAACCCAAUCUCCAACUGUUUCUCAGUAGUGUACACUAUAACAGACUAGUUUAGACUGGGUUUUCUGUUGUGUUAGGCAAAUCCAACCUAAGCAAUAUUAGAGUGUUAAAAGUUGAAAUACUGUAGAUGAGACAAUCUGUAUGAAAUUGAUAUCUACUGCACUAUAUUCCCACAUUUAUUAUCAUUGUUUCUUACUUUGAGCAGAUAAAAACAAUGCAGAAACAAGCCUUGCUAGGAUUCCCUAAAUAUCGCAACCCAAAAAAAAUUGACUUCACGAUGUGCUCGCACCACUGUGGGCAUUGAAUAUUUGGUCCUUGCAUGUUGCUUCAUUUUAUUACAAAAAAUUAGCUUAUUUGAUUUUGACUUUCAUACUUGAAGUUUUACAGGCCUGACGCUAAUAAUAAGGUUGGCUUUAACUCUCUGUGAGAGUUUUCUGAUGACACUAUGUUGAGCAAAUCUAUCACUGGAACAUGAGGCUCAAAAAUUGUCACGUACACAAAUAUCAGGGCUGUCUCCAAAUAUCAGGGCUGUCUCUUUAAACUUAUUAUAUCCCACUAUUGUUUGAGAGCCACUGUUGUUAAUUUUCAUUGUUAAAUCUUGUCAUUUUAAACAAUUAUACAAAAAAUAGUCUUUCAUGAGUUUCAUAUCAUAAAAUUCAGAUUUUUGGACAGAUGGGGUUUUGUCUGCUACAAAAUUGCCAGCAAAUUUCCAUCCUAGAUCGCAGAGACGUGUCCUGGAGACAGCCCUGAUUGGUAGCCUUGCUUCUUAGUGAUUCUUUCCUUUUUGAAAAUGUUGCAUUCAAGUUGCUGCUCCAAAUGAUUGUAUGCGUUUUGAGACAUGGAAUGUUACUUGAAAAAUCCACUUUCAUAAAAACUGUAGACAUGUAUGAAAGGUGUGUAAAUAGCAGAGAUCAAUUCCUUCAGCUCUGUACAAAUGUGGCCUUUUAGGUCUUCAGGAAGUCCAGAGCUUGUUAUUGGCAUAAG
This is a messenger RNA of Branchiostoma floridae (Florida lancelet), 3170 nucleotides long. Its product is annotated as putative phospholipase B-like 2. Lineage: Eukaryota; Metazoa; Chordata; Leptocardii; Amphioxiformes; Branchiostomatidae. Bases 12 to 1706 code for a protein of 564 amino acids. Gene Ontology annotation, biological process: phospholipid catabolic process. The transcript has 11 exons. The record is from RefSeq and is a predicted model, not a curated record. Gene Ontology annotation, cellular component: extracellular region. Gene Ontology annotation, molecular function: glycerophospholipase activity.